GGCACCGGGGAGAGGAGAGCGCACGGGGCGGAUACGAGCCGGAGACAUCCACGGGCACGGUUCCUGCACGCGUUCUCACAUCUUUGGAGUUGUACGUUUUGGUUUUUACUUCACGCACUUUUGGAAAUCAAUGAAGGAGAGACGGUCCUGUCAGAAAUUCUCACUCAAAUCCGCCAUGGAUCCGAGCCAAAGUGUGAAAUGUAAAAUCGUGGUGGUGGGAGACAGCCAGUGCGGGAAGACGGCGCUGCUUCACGUGUUCGCCAAAGACUGCUUCCCCGAGAGUUAUGUCCCCACGGUAUUCGAAAACUACACGGCUAGUUUUGAAAUCGACACACAGCGGAUCGAGCUCAGCCUAUGGGACACAUCAGGUUCUCCGUACUACGACAACGUCAGACCGCUCUCCUACCCCGACUCAGACGCCGUGCUCAUCUGCUUUGACAUCAGUCGGCCCGAAACUCUGGACAGUGUUCUCAAAAAGUGGAAGGGCGAGAUCCAGGAGUUUUGUCCCAACACAAAGAUGCUGUUGGUGGGCUGUAAGUCGGACCUGAGGACAGAUCUGAGCACGCUGGUGGAGCUCUCCAACCACAGACAGACCCCCGUCUCCUACGACCAGGGCUCAAACAUGGCCAAGCAGAUCUCGGCUCCGUACAUCGAGUGCUCCUCCCAACAGUCUGAAAACAGCGUCAGGGACAUUUUCCACGUGGCCACUUUGGCGUGCAUCAACAAAAACCACAAGAACCACAAACGGAGCAAGGCCUCUCGAUCCACCAAGAGGAUCUCGCACAUGCCCAGUAGACCCGACCUGGCUGCCGUGGCGACGGACCUGCGCAAGGAUAAAGCCAAAAGCUGCUCGGUCAUGUGACUCUCUAGACUCUCUCCGAUUGGAUGAUGGACGCAGGAAGUUGCUCUUGUGUUGAAUGCGUGCUUCCUGUGUAUCCUUGGACCCUUUUUCCGGGUUGUAGUAAGCUUCUUAAUAAAAUAAUUGUUACUGGAAUACGCAUGUCCCCGCGUCACGGACACGGUGGGAGAUGGUUGAAGAGUCGGGAAGUGCGGCCUUUCCGGUUGGGAUGUUGUCGUCAAGGAAACGAGCUAAUCCUAGCGAUGAUGUCAUGGAGGAUGUUGUUAACGAGACGGAUUGGGAACAAAAGCCAAAGUUGGGAUUUCGUAAGUGGAAAGGAGGCUCCUGCGGGAAGAGGAGCGAGCUGGAAAUGAGACUCGUGUUACAAUUUGUCACUGUGGUUUGAAAAUGGCUCCACUCGCUUCUUUUGAGUGGCGUUUGUUGGCCGUGUUUGUAUGAACCUUUGUAGCGCUGCGUUCAUGUGGGUUUCAGACAAGAGUACUUUAGGAUUUCAAAUAAAACUGGCUGCUAAAGGAAUUAUGUCAGAUGCCCUCCCCUGCCUAAACAAUGUAUGCAGGUUUAGGAGAGACAUAAGUAGCAUCCAGUAUUAAUCAAUAUGAGCAAAAGUGUCUAAACCAGAACUAAACCAGGACUAAGAUCUGAUCUAAACCUGGGCUAAACCUGGACUAGGACCUGCGCUAAAUCUGGACUAAAUCUGGACUAAACCUGGACAAUACCAGGACUAGGAUUUGAUCUAAACCUGGACUAAAUCUGGACUAGGAUCUGAUCUAAACCUGGACAAAACCAGAACUACGAUCUGAUCUAAACCUGGGGUAAACCUGGACUAAAUCUGGACAAAACCAGGACUAGGACCUGAUCUAAACCUGGACUAAAGCUGGACAAAACCAGGACAAAACCCGGACUAGGAUCUGAUCUAAACCUGGACAUAACCCGGACUAGGAUCUGAUCUAAACCUGGACUAAAUCUGGACAAACCCUGGACAAAACCAGGACUAGGAUCUGAUCUAAAGCUAAACAAUACUAGGACUAGGAGGUGAUCUAAACCAGGUCUAGGAUCUGAUCUAAACCUGCAUAAAACCAGGUCUAGGAAGUGAUCUAAACUUGGACUAAACCAGGACUAAACCAGUACUAGGAGCUGAUCUAAAUCUGGAUAAAAUCGGGACUAAACCAGGACAAAACCAGGACUAGGAGCUGGUCUAAACCUGGACUAAAUCUGGACUAAACCAAUGCAAAACCACGACAUAUCCAUGACUAGGAGCUGGUCUAAACCUGGACUAAACAAGGAUUAAACCAGGAUUAGGAUCUGACAUAAAUCUGUCCUAAACUAAGAAUACAAUGUUAUGUAAACCGGAUCUAAACCAGGACUACUUGUGACGCCUUGUAGCUUUAUUUCAGACAGUGGUACUUUCAAGUAUUACAAAUUAAAGUGACAAUUUAAGACAAUUGCAGCCUUCUUAAGCACUCAAAACAACAUAAUUUUUCCGGAUUAUCUGAGGACCCCAUGAACGCAGCGUGUUGUCGGUAUAAUGUGAAGUCAUUGGUGUAAGUGUAGCAUUGCCUUUUCCGUUUUUGAGUUUUUAAAGCUAAAUACUAGCCUUGUUUUCUACCCUGUUUUUCACCUCAGCCGCCGACGAUGCUAAAUCACUCUCCAAAGAAAUUUAAAGGUCCACUGCGUAACUUUUCUGGUGGAGUUUUCACCAUCUGCUUGUCUGUUUUGCCAUGAUUAAUCCACAGUAUAGAAAUAAACACAAUGGAGCCAGGUUAAUCAGUCAGAUCUAUGGAGAAGCGAGCCUGCACAUGGUAAAAAUUCAUGUUUUUAAGGUAUUUUUGAGCUUUAAAACACCUGUAAAUGACUAAAUGUAAAGUAAAGCUGUUUAAUGUCAUACUGUGGAACGUUCUAGACAAAGAAAUGGCACAAACUAGGGCUGCUCGAUUAUGGAAAAAAUCAUUAUCGCGAUUAUUUUGGUCAAUAAUGAAAUCACAAUUAUUCAAACAAUUAGUUUUUAGUUACAAGAUGCAUUUAUUCAGCAUUUCCCUCUCAAAAAAACCCCACUUUGUUAUUCAUAAUUUACGCAAAACUUUGAAAUUGAAGACAAAUCUAGGUUACAAAUAUGUAUCUUAGAGCUGCAGAAAAUGAAUAAAAUAAACUUUGACCAUGAAAUGAGGCAUAGAAAAACAUAAAUGUAUCCAAAAUAAACUAUAUAUCCAGCUGUUCUACAAUCUCUGUAUUUAAAAAUGAAAUAGAUUUACUUAUUUAUAUAAAAAUAACCCUCCAAAAAAAUCUAAAUCGUGAUAAAAAUUCAAUUAAUCGCACAGCUUUAGCACAAACAAGCACCUUAGAAGUUACGCAGUGCAUCUUUAACGAUAGCAGCAUCGUGACCGCUUUCUCCUCGUCUUGAGUUUGAUUUAGGGCGAAUAAAAUAAAAUAAAAUUCAAGUUGGCUGCUGCUGGCGAUCGGCUAAUGUCCCUGCUUGAACCAAAUUAUAGCUAUUAUCUCUUCGCUGGACAUAAAACAGAUCAAAUUGCUGACUAUAUCUUUUUUAAAUAGGCCCCGUGGUGAUUUUAAAAAGCUUUAGUCGAACAUAAAAAAGGUUAAAGGUGCACUGUGUAACUUUGCUUUGUCUAGAAUGUUCCAUAGUAUGACACUUUACAUUUAUUCAAUUACAGCUGGUUUUAAAGCUCAAAAAUACCUAGAAAAACAAACCAGAUUUAAUCCCGAACUGCGAAACAUUCCAGACAAAGCACCAGCAUCUCCAAGGAGAAAAGCGCUUGACGUGCCCUUCGCUUGAAAAGUUACGCAAUUAACCUUAUAAAGAGGAAGGAUAUCUCUCUAGAGUUAUGAAUCAUCGUUUUCCUGAUUGUAAAAGGCCUGCCAACAGAUUUUUGGCUCCGAAACGUGUGUUGAAAUCUCCUUGUUUGAACUAAGGCUUAAAACGGUUGACAAAGAGGAGUCUCCUUUUCCGGUGGAUUUCUGUGGAAUUUGCUGGCUAAACAAAACACGCUUGAAUAACUGGAAUACUUACGGAAUUGAAAGUCGACAAAAAAAUAUGUCGCAAAUGUUUUGUUUUGUUUUUCAGCAAGUUCUCUCAAUGUUAUGCUUUUUUUCUGUUAUGUUAUGUUAUAAUGUUUCCUCAUCACAAACAGACCUGGAGUUGUGUUUUGUUUCAUUCACACAUUUUUAACACACAAAUCCUGCUUUUUUAGGCUGAUACACUCUGUUCCACCUUGUGAUGUCAUGUGGUAAUAAUACAGGAAGAGCUCCAGUGUGUUUUUAAACUUCACACACCUUCACUAGAAUCAUUUGGAUGAUUUCAGAUCUAGAGUUGGGUAUCUUUAAGAAGUUGCCGAUACGAUACAUAUCUUGAUACAUUGAGCUUUCGAUUCAAUACGAUACAUUUCAAAAUGAUUUGAUACGGUUCAAUAAAAAUAAAGACUACUAAGAGUCUUUGUUGAACCACUUCUUGUGCAAAGUUAGUAUGAAAAACACCCAUUUUAUUAAUCAAAACAGUGAAAAUGUCAAAUGUGUCGCAUAAACAACUUUCCCUCCUUUAAACAAGCAACAAAACUUGUAGCUCUGUAACAAAAUAAUUUAGUCAAAUAUACCAAAAAUUACUCUUAGUGAUAUAUCGAUACAGCAGCCCAUGAUAUUGAUACUGUAUGAUCACAUUAAACAAUACGAUAUAUCGAUAUUUCCAUAUUUUUGCACAGCCCUAUUCAGAUCUGGAAUUGCCAGUCUCUACUAAACAAAAGUUAUAAGUUAGUUGUUAACUUAAAAACUACCACUACAUGACAUCACAAGGUGGAACAGGGCAUUUUGAGCUUUGGAGAUGCAGACAGACUAAUAAUAAAGAGUAACUCAAUGUGAAAAUGAAACAAAACACAACUCCAGGUCUGUUUUUGAGGAGGUAACAACAUGACUUAAAGCUCAAAAAGAAUCAAAUCUAUAACCAUCUGAAAUUAACAAUAAAUAUUUGAAUUCUUUUAUGAAAAUAAUUAUGAAAAUGACCAAAUUCUAAUCAUCCACCAGAAAAGCCACUAUCAGUAUUAAGAUUGCAACUCCAAAAUGCCCUUCAAACAAAACCAAACUGUUAUAAAACUGUCAAAUUCUUCAUAUUAUUUUCUUUCCUGACAGUCCAAUUCAAAACAUGUUCAAAAAUCGAAAUUACGAUGCACUUUUGUUGUCUCUCCCCGUUCAGCCGUGUAAAUGUCAUUGGCGUCAUGUUUGGCAGGUUACGCCCACAUCUCUUCUUCUCCUGUCUGCUCCUGUCUGCUCCUGUCAUUCUGAAAUGUCUUUGUUGUCUCCAUAUUUAUUGAGUCCUAUGUUUUUGUCCCUUUAGAAUAAAGACAAAUUGAUUCGAAA
Boleophthalmus pectinirostris (great blue-spotted mudskipper) is the source of this 5218-nucleotide messenger RNA. RefSeq names its product Rho family GTPase 3a (gene rnd3a). Gene Ontology annotation, biological process: small GTPase-mediated signal transduction. The transcript has 5 exons. Lineage: Eukaryota; Metazoa; Chordata; Actinopteri; Gobiiformes; Gobiidae. Bases 131 to 862 code for a protein of 243 amino acids. Gene Ontology annotation, molecular function: GTP binding; GTPase activity. The record is from RefSeq and is a predicted model, not a curated record.